GCCUCUAUAGAGGAAACUAAUCGCAGGGCUGCCAAGUCAAAAAACGAAGAUGGCAAGCCUAUCAGGCUCCAGAGCAAAAUAUUAGCUAUUUCAGAAGACCCAUUUAGCCCGGGAUCGGUGUAUGUCGCCGAGAGUGCAGGCUCAAUAAGAAAAGUUGCCUUGGAAACUGGUGAAACUUUGGCCCUCUACAGGGGACCGACCGCUCCUUUGACGAGCGUUGCUUUCAGCCCUGAUGGCAAACUGCUCUUCGCGGGGUGCUGGGACAAAUCAGUCUGGAGCUGGGAUGUCCAGUCCAGGCAGCAGCGUCAAAAAUACGAAGGCCACUCAGACUUUGUAAAAGCUGUGACGAGCGUCCGAGUCAAUGGCCAGGACGUUUUGAUUUCAGGCGGAGCCGACUCGAAAUUAAUUGUCUUUGACAUCAAAAGUGGCGAGAAGCUGCACGUUUUCAAAGACCAUUUGAGGGGGAUCCAGGACAUCCGCAUCGACCCCGUCUCCAUUCAGGAGGGCUCGUCACAGAUUGAGAUAUUCUCCGCGGGAAGUGACCGAGAAAUCAGACAGUUCUCGAUAACAUCUGAUACUGCCAACGCUGGAAAUGCACUUAUAGCUCACGACACUAGUGUAUAUAAAGUAUUCUUUGACGAAGACGGCGAUAUCUGGACUGCGUCGGCCGAUAAGUUUGCCAAAUGUCUCACACGCGACAGCGGAUGGAAGCCUAAUUUGGCUCUCGAGCAUCCUGACUUUGUGCGAGAUGUGGUGGUGUAUGACCAGGGCGGCUGGGUGGUUACAGCAUGCCGCGACGAGGAGAUACGGGUGUGGAACAAAGCGACCGGGAAGCUUUUCCAUACAUAUUCCGGCCAUUUUGAAGAAGUGACGGGCCUUGUUCUGAUCGGCAGCACGGUGGUCAGCGUCAGUAUCGACGCCACCAUUCGACAAUGGAGCAUCGAGUGUUUCAGCAGGCGCGUUCACCGAAGUUUGAAUACUCGACGGACAAGCAGCACAAUCGCGAGUUUGACGACGCCCAGCAUGGCCGACAAGUCUCGUACUCGUCAGGAAGAACCCGGCGCCGCCGAGUCGCGGCCGAAGCUGGUGAAUCGCCUCCACGAAAGCCAAUCGCCAUAUGUCCGCGGACACAUGCACAACCCAGUUGCUUGGCAGCUCUGGGAUUCGAAAUCGAUUGCCCUGGCAAAGAAACACAACCAGCUCAUCUUUGUCAGUAUCGGCUACUCGGCUUGUCAUUGGUGCCAUGUCAUGGAAAAGGAAUCCUUCAUGUCUCCCGAGGUUGCGAAUAUUCUCAACGAGUCCUUUAUUCCCAUCAAGGUCGACAGAGAAGAACGGCCAGACAUCGAUGAUGUUUACAUGAACUACGUGCAAGCGACCACGGGAUCGGGCGGCUGGCCGCUGAACGUGUUUCUGACCCCUGACCUUGAGCCUGUGUUUGGCGGCACGUACUGGCCAGGCCCACAGUCCAGCUCGCCGACUCAGUUUGGACCCGACGGGUCCAUUGGCUUCGUCGAUAUACUGGAAAAGCUUCGCGAUGUGUGGCAGACACAGCAAGCCAGGUGUCUUGACAGUGCCAAGGAGAUUACAAGACAGCUACGCGAGUUUGCAGAGGAGGGAACGCACGCGCAGCCAGAGGGCAAGGGCGCCGAGGACUUGGAAGUUGAGCUUCUCGAGGAAGCGUUCCAGCAUUUCGCGUCUCGAUAUGAUCCCGUGAAUGGCGGAUUCGGGCGCGCACCCAAGUUUCCCACGGCGGCAAAUCUUAGCUUCCUCCUUCGCUUGGGCAUGUAUCCGAGCACAGUGACGGAUAUCGUCGGACAGGAUGAAUGUGCCAGAGCAACGACGAUGGCGGUGACGACACUUCUCAAAAUUGCGCGCGGUGGCAUUCGAGACCACAUUGGAAACGGAUUCGCGCGGUAUAGCGUCACUUCUGAGUGGUUGCUUCCUCACUUUGAAAAAAUGCUCUACGACCAGGCCCAGCUUCUCGAAGCAUAUGUGGAUGCGUUCCGCGUGACACACGAGCCGGAACUCCUCGGUGCAGUUUACGAUAUUGUUAGUUACUUGACAAGCAGCCGAAUCCAGGCUCCUGGCGGCGGGUUCCAUUCGUCCGAAGAUGCCGACAGCUUGCCUACGCCCAACGACACGGAGAAGCGCGAAGGGGCCUUUUACGUGUGGACAUUGAAGGAGUUUAAGCAGGUGCUGGGAGCGCGAGAUGCUGGGGUAUGCGCUCGGCAUUGGGGGGUGUUGUCGGAUGGCAACAUUGCGCCUGAGAACGACCCGCAUGACGAGUUGAUUGAUCAAAACGUCCUGUCAAUCCAGGUGACGCCGAGCAAGCUCGCCAAGGAGUUUGGACUGAGCGACGAGGAGGUCAUCAAGACCAUUAAAUCGGGGAAGCAGAAGCUGCGAGAGUACCGAGAGAAAACGCGAGUCCAGCCUGAUCUGGACGAUAAGAUUAUAGUGGCAUGGAACGGGCUGGCCAUUGGCGCGCUCGCAAAGGCCAGUGUCUUGCUCGACGAGAUUGACCAGGCUAAGGCCCAGCAAUGCCGAGAUUCGGCGCAACGGGCGGCGGCGUUUAUUCAGCAGAGUCUUUUUGAAUCUUCAACCGGGCAGCUCUGGCGUAUCUAUCGUGAUGGGAGCCGGGGGAAUACGCCUGGCUUCGCUGAUGACUAUGCGUACCUGACGAGCGGACUGAUUGCGCUGUACGAAGCGACGUUUGACGACAGCCAUCUGCAGUUUGCAGAGAAACUACAAAAACACCUUAAUGAAAAUUUCCUUGCCCCCGGACCAGAGCCCAAUACAACAGCUGGGUACUACACAACCUCGUCCACGCCCAUCGAGGGGGUCCCAGGACCACUCCUGCGACUCAAGGGCGGAACCGACUCGGCCAUGCCCUCGGUCAACGGAGCGAUUGCGCGAAAUCUAAUCCGGCUAUCAGCGCUGUUGGAAGAUGACAGUUACAAGACUCUUGCGCGGCAGACGUGCAACACGUUUUCGGUGGAGAUGAUGCAGCACCCGUUUCUGUUUGUGAAUUUGCUAGAUGUGAUCGUCGGGUUGGAAAUGGGGAUUCGAAAUAUCACUGGCGUCGUUGCAGCAGCAGAUCAAACAACAAAAGACGCGGUCAUCCGGCGGACACGAGCAGAGGUUGGUCUGGCAGCGUCCACGUCCACGGCGACGAUCGCGGUGGUGGAUGCUCGUGGUGACAGCUGGAUCAAGGGACGAAACGUGCUGUACCGCGAUUUGAAAGCGGGCAAAGAUUUCUUGCUUGUUUGUGAGGCGGGCAGCUGUAGGACUGUGGAUGUUUAA
Talaromyces rugulosus is the source of this 3300-nucleotide messenger RNA. RefSeq lists its product as uncharacterized. Gene Ontology annotation, biological process: carbohydrate metabolic process. The annotation marks the transcript as partial. Lineage: Eukaryota; Fungi; Ascomycota; Eurotiomycetes; Eurotiales; Trichocomaceae. The transcript has 8 exons. The record is from RefSeq and is a predicted model, not a curated record. Gene Ontology annotation, molecular function: protein binding.